CAUCCAUCUAGAGCUCUAAUAAAAGUGACAACGGGAGACCCGAAUUAUCACAUCAUUCCAAUUUGUUCUUUUUCAAUGUGGGAUAUUUUACCCAUACAAAAUUUUUAGCCGACUCUCAAACCACGUGAAUAUCCUACUCAAAAAACACCCCUUGUUUUCUUAGCUUCUUUUUUGCUUCACAAUUCCCGAUAGAAUCCGCACCCUCAUGGGAUGCCAUUAAACAACUGCCAUCACUCUCCCUGUUUCAAUGAACAAUCCCCUCCUCUAAUCUUUUUAUUUUCUCUCUCUCUUAACAAAUAACACAGCGCUUGAUUGAUGACGGGUCUUCUCUAUAAUAUAAGGUCAGUGAUACCCAAGUUUCAACACCCUGCUUUUUGUCAAAAACUUGAAAUUUGAGUGAAAAUCUGAAUCCCUGUUAGUUUGCUUAUGUUUCAAGUUUUUUUAGAGCCUUUCAAGAUUUCGUUAAAAAGGGUAUAUAGAUAAGAGUGGAACGGAUCUUUUUUGGCCCACAUGCUGAUUCCGGGUCGGUUUAUUUUGGUGUUGAUUACCUGCUCUGUUCUUGAGUUGCAUAAGAGGGGUUUACAGGUUUUUGUGGCUUUCAUGAUGGAUUGUGCUUCUUGCUUGAAGUUUCUUCUCCCUGGGAAUGAAUUUUUCGGAUUUGGGUUCUUGGUGUUUGGUCGUUUCUCGCAUGUUUUCAAUGUAUUGGGGCUGGUUUUUGUGUUUGGUAUGGGGUUAAAGUUUUUGCAAUUUGGUUUGAGUAACAAGGGUAUAAUGCAAUUUUUGUGUGAUGCUAGAGGGAAAUCAAAUGAUUUGAGAGGUGGGAUUUGUUCCAAACAUGAUCUGAAUGAGGUUUAUGAUCCAAAUAUUACGAAAUCCAUAGACAAUUGCAAAGAAAUCCUCAAAAAAGAUACUGAUUUUGACGCUAAAUAUGGUGUGGAAGAGGGCACUGAUGAAAAGGAAAAAGAAUGUUGUCCAGAAGAUGAAGAAUUUGAUGUAAUGUCAUUGAGGAAAUUGGUUAAAAUCGAAAGGAGAAGAACGAAAGCUGCUUAUCGAGAGCUCGAGAAGGAGAGGACCGCCGCCUCGUCUGCGGCAGACGAGGCAAUGGCCAUGAUUUUGCGGCUCCAGAACGAAAAGAGUUCAGUUGAAAUCGAUGCUAACCAGUUCAAGAGAAUGGCAGAGCAGAAGCAGGAGUAUGAUCAACAAGUCAUUGAAUCACUGCAAUGGAUUGUAAUGAAACAUGAGUCAGAAUGGAGUUCAUUGGAAAACCAGUUGCAAUUGUGCAAGCAGAAGCUGAAGCUUUAUAUGGAAGAUGAUGAAUUAGACCAAUUUGAACUUGAUGGUGGCCUCGACCAUUUUCAUGAUGCUUAAGGAGAUGGUAUGGAGAAUACAUUAGUUAGCUCUCUUGAAACUUAAACUUUGGUGUUGUAAGUUGUUGAUUAUAGUUCACAUUUAGGAGCUCAAAUGCUCAUAUUUUCAAGUUUGGAAAAGGGGUUAAAAACACUACAGUGUAGCUAAAUAUGCAAAACCAAUUGCAGUUGUGCAAGCAAAAGUUGAAGCUUUAUAUGAAAGAUGAUGAAUUAGGCCAAUUUGAACUUGAUGCUUAAGGCAAUGCGUUACUUAGCUCACUUGGAACUUAAAACUUCUGGUAUUGUUAGUUGUUUGAUUUAGUUUAUUUAUAGGGUUGAGUUGAAUUGACUAGGUAUAUGUGCUCGAUUCAAGAAAGUCAAUUCCCUAUUGAUACCAUCUAUUCGGGUAGUAAAUCAAAGUAGAAAAUUCUAGUUUCCAUUCCAAUGUAAAUUCUGAUAGUAAACUUCAGUAUUUUCAUGAUGCUUGAGGAGAUGGUAUGGAGAAUGCAUUAGUUAGCUCACUUGAAACUUGAACUUUAGUAUUGUAAUUUGUUCCUUAUAUGGUUCAUUUUUAGGGAUGGGUUGAAUUGACUAGGUUUAGGUGCCGAAAUGCUCAUCUUUUCAAGUUUGGCUGAAAUGGGUUAAAUUUCAUUGCUUUGUUCUCCACAA
Molecule: messenger RNA, 2015 nt
Organism: Gossypium raimondii (Peruvian cotton)
Lineage: Eukaryota; Viridiplantae; Streptophyta; Magnoliopsida; Malvales; Malvaceae
Exons: 1
Coding region: 511-1368 (285 amino acids)
Source: RefSeq, a predicted model, not a curated record